Molecule: messenger RNA, 1473 nt
Organism: Gadus morhua (Atlantic cod)
Lineage: Eukaryota; Metazoa; Chordata; Actinopteri; Gadiformes; Gadidae
Gene: capgb
Product: capping protein (actin filament), gelsolin-like b
Exons: 9
Coding region: 252-1334 (360 amino acids)
Biological process (GO): barbed-end actin filament capping; actin filament severing; central nervous system development
Cellular component (GO): actin cytoskeleton; cytoplasm
Molecular function (GO): actin filament binding; phosphatidylinositol-4,5-bisphosphate binding
Source: RefSeq, a predicted model, not a curated record
CGACUCCCCCAUUGGCAACACACACAUACAUGCACACGCACACACAUGCGCACACACACACACACACACACACCCAUCCAUGGGCUGCGGGUAUCAUCACCCGAGGUCCAGCUCCAGUUACCGCCCACAUAUAAGCUAACCAGGCCAGGUAAUAGGCAGACGGUUGGGGCUACCUUGGCUCACUUUGAAAACACACGCAGACAAACCUGCUGUGACGGACCCAGGGUCGCACACCUCACCGGACGCACAGGAUGGAUCCGUAUUUGGAGUGCGAGCCGGAAACGCCGGCCAUUAUGCAAAUGCUCCCGUUGCAGCCGGCCCAGGGGCAGUUCAGCCCGGAGGUGCGUGAGCCGGGGCUCCACGUGUGGAGGGUGGAGAAGAUGAAGGCGGUCCCACUGGAGGCCUCCGAGGUGGGGGCCUUCUUCAACGGAGACUCCUACCUGGUGCUGGACAACCGCGGGGAGUCCGGGGCCGACGUCCACAUGUGGAUCGGUGAGAAGUCGUCUCGUGACGAGCAGGUGGCGGGCGCCAUGUUGGCCACCCAGCUGGACAACUUCCUGGGGGGGGAGCCCAUCCAGCACCGCCAUGUUCAGGGCUACGAGGCCCCAGAGUUCAUGGUCCUCUUCCCCCGGGGGGUCAGCUAUAAGGAGGGCGGCGUGGAGUCGGGGUUCCGGAGGGCCCCGGGGGCGGGCCCCGUGCACCGGCUGUACCAGAUCAAGGGCAAGCGCAACAUCCGUGCCAAGGAGGUGGAGCUGUCCUGGGCCAGCUUCAACAAGGGGGACUGCUUCAUCCUGGACCUCGGGGAGACCAUCCUGUCGUGGAUCGGGUCCAAGGCCAACAUCUUCGAGAAGCAGAUGGUGCGGGAGAUCGCCUCACUGAUCCGGGACACGGACCGCCACGGGAAGGCCCGCAUCGUGGACAUCAACGAGGGCGAGGAGACCCCGGAGAUGCUGAAGGUGCUCGGGCCAAUGACGGAGCUUGGGGAAAGCACGCCAGAGGAGGACACCAAGGCAGAUCGUUCCAACUCCGCCCAUCUCUACAAGGUUUCUGACGCCACGGGGUCGAUGACCAUGACCAAGGUGUCAGAGAAGUGUCCGUUGGACCGGGAUCUGCUGGUGCGCGACGACUGCUUCAUCCUGGACAACGGGGCCAACGGGAAGAUCUUCGUCUGGAAAGGUAGUGGAGCCAAUGCUGAGGAGAAGAGGGAGGCCCUAAAGAUGGCGGAUAACUUCAUCCAACAGAUGAACUACGAUAGGAUGAAGACGCAGGUGGAGAUUCUACCGCAAGGACGAGAGACGAUCAUGUUCAAACAGUUCUUCAAGAAUUGGAACUGAUGCGAGGACAAGAUGUACACAGCUUCACGCACUCAUGAGCAGAAUAUUAGGAACCCAACUGUUACCAAAUAACAAAGGCGCCCCUUAUGCAUAUCAUGUUUUUUUUUAUAUGUAUAUGAGUUCAUGUUUGUGUAUAUAU